Messenger RNA from Cotesia congregata, 1845 nucleotides. The record is from the annotation of a GenBank genome assembly. NCBI's taxonomy places the organism in Eukaryota, Metazoa, Arthropoda, Insecta, Hymenoptera, Braconidae.
AUGUGCUGUCUAUUGUUGAUAACAAAGAUGAAUGUGAGAGUUACGACGAUGGAUGCCGAGCUGGAGUUUGCUAUCCAGCAGGCAACUACCGGAAAACAGCUUUUUGACCAAGUUGUAAAAACCAUUGGCCUAAGAGAAGUGUGGUUUUUUGGACUUCAGUAUACUGACAGCAAAGGUGACCUUACUUGGAUCAAACUUUAUAAAAAGCAGGAGAAAUUUGUUACUAAGGUGGUAAAAAAAAAAGUAAAACGAAAAGUACGGAAGCUGAGAGGUUAUUCAGAUUCGGACACAGAUGAUGAUGAAUAUGAUGGCGAGUUGGUGAUGAGCCAAGAAGUUAAAAAAGAGAACCCACUGCAGUUCAAGUUCCGUGCGAAAUUUUAUCCUGAAGAUGUUGCUGAAGAAAUAAUUCAAGACAUUACACUUCGCUUAUUUUAUCUUCAAGUAAAGAAUGCGAUUCUUACCGAUGAAAUCUAUUGUCCUCCUGAGACAUCUGUGCUUCUAGCCUCUUACGCAGUUCAGGCCAGACAUGGUGACUUCCAAAAAGUUAUUCAUAUACCCGGUUUUCUUGCCAAUGAUCGUCUUCUUCCUCAACGAGUUAUGGAUCAGCAUAAGAUGAGUAAGGAAGAAUGGGAAAGUUCUAUCACUACAUGGUGGCAAGAACAUCGUGGAAUGCUUCGCGAAGAUGCUAUGAUGGAAUAUCUUAAAAUCGCUCAAGAUUUAGAAAUGUAUGGAGUAAAUUACUUUGAGAUUCGAAACAAGAAAGGAACUGAGCUUUGGUUGGGUGUGGAUGCUUUAGGCUUGAACAUCUACGAAAAAGAUGAUAAAUUGACUCCGAAAAUUGGUUUUCCCUGGUCUGAAAUAAGAAAUAUUUCGUUUAAUGAGAGAAAAUUCAUUAUUAAACCCAUUGACAAAAAGGCACCUGACUUUGUUUUUUUUGCACCAAGAGUAAAGAUUAACAAGAGAAUUUUAGUUCUCUGUAUGGGAAAUCAUGAACUUUACAUGCGUAGACGUAAACCUGAUACUAUUGAUGUACAGCAAAUGAAGGCUCAAGCUCGAGAUGAAAAAAUUGCUAAACAACAACAACGUGAGAAAUUGCAACUGGAAAUAGCAGCCCGAGAACGAGCAGAAAAAAAACAACUUGAGUAUGAAGAAAGACUAAGAAGUAUGUCUGAAGAAAUGGAUAGGCGGCAAGCUGAAUUGAAUGAGGCUCAAGAAAUUAUAAGACGCUUGGAAGAUCAACUCAAACAGUUGCAAGUUGCUAAAGAAGAGUUAGAAGAUCGUCAAAAGGAAUUAACUGUUAUGAUGGAAAAACUUGAACGUUCACAAGAAAUGGAAGCUGCUGAACGUGUUAAAUUAGAGCAGGAAAUCCGAGCUAAGAGAGAAGAAGUAUCACGAAUCCAAUUAGAAGUCGAAGUUAAAGAUGCAGAGGCUAGACGAUUACAAGAAGAAGUUGAAGCUGCUAGAUUACGUCAGGAAGAAGCAGAUAGAGCAUUCCAAGCAAAUUCAACUCCUUAUCAUCACCAUGUCCAAGAGAACGAAGAUGGCGAAGAUGAAGGUGAGGAUGAACAACCUCACAAUGAUGCUACUAAAGAUUUAACAACUGAUGAAUCAAUAAUCGAUCCAGUUGAAGAGCGUCGUACACUUGCAGAAAGAAAUGAACGUCUGCAUGAUCAACUCAAGGCUUUGAAACAAGAUCUUGCACAAUCGCGCGAUGAAACUAAAGAAACGACGAUGGAUAAGAUUCACCGUGAGAAUGUACGCCAAGGACGCGAUAAGUAUAAAACACUGCGUGAAAUUCGCAAGGGCAAUACUAAACGUCGUGUCGAUCAAUUUGAAAAUAUGUAA